Molecule: messenger RNA, 1639 nt
Organism: Pangasianodon hypophthalmus (striped catfish)
Lineage: Eukaryota; Metazoa; Chordata; Actinopteri; Siluriformes; Pangasiidae
Gene: trim63a
Product: tripartite motif containing 63a
Exons: 1
Coding region: 118-1170 (350 amino acids)
Molecular function (GO): zinc ion binding
Source: RefSeq, a predicted model, not a curated record
AACUGGACCAGUAGAUCAAAAUAAACCUUGACAAGAACAGAAACACACAGGAGAGCUUUACACUCACGGAAGCUAGGAUCCAGCGCAAAGAAAAAAGGACUGAGGAUACGUAUAGACAUGGACAUUCAGACAGGCCAAGUAGUGAGGGCCGUAGGUCCUAUGGAGAGCCUGGAGAAGCAGCUGAGCUGCCCCAUCUGCCUGGAUAUGUUCACCAAGCCGGUGGUCAUCCUUCCCUGCCAGCAUAAUCUAUGCCGUGGCUGCGCUAAUGACCUCUACGACUCUCGUAACCCCUACCACUUCUCAGGAGGAAUCUUCCGCUGCCCAACCUGCCGCUUUGAGGUGGUGCUGGACCGCCAUGGUGUCUAUGGGCUUCAGAGAAAUCUCCUUGUAGAGAACAUAAUUGACAUCUACAAGCAACAACAGGAGAACAGCGGUGGUGGUGAUGGUGGCCUGGAGCCUCCUUUGAAGGCCAAGGAUACAAAAGAGCAAAUGUGCCAGGAACAUGCAGACGAGCGCAUCAACAUCUAUUGUAUUUCCUGCCAGGUCCCUACAUGCUCCAUGUGCAAGGUGUUUGGCCAGCACAAGGACUGCAAAGUAUCCACCCUGAAGAGUGUCUAUGAAAACCAAAAGGCUGAGCUCCAAAACUCAACUGAGUUGCUUGCAGCUAGCAACAGCUGUGUGCAGGCCAUGCUAGUGCAAAUGGAGGACAUCUGCAAAGCUGUGGAGGAGAACAGCCAACUACAGAAGCAGAGACUGGGAGAGAAGUUUGACUUACUCUAUGCAGUCCUGGAAGAGCGUAAGGCCCAGCUGCUGGAGCAGAUCACACAGGAGCAGGAUGAGAAGGUAGCAGUGGUGCAAUCGCUAAUUCAGCAGUACAAAGAACGGUUGGAAGCUAGCAGUAAGCUGAUGGACCAAGCCACGCAAAGUUUGGACAACAGCAGCAUAGCUGAGUUCCUCAUCAAUGCCAAGAAGCUCAUUGCAGAAGCCAAGGACACAGCCAAAAACUCCCAAUUACAAAGGCCAGAACUUGGCUUUGAGAAGAUGGACCACCUCACACUGUUUACUGAAGAAGUAGAGGCCAUUCUUGCAAAAAUUGACUUUGGUGCAGAUGAUGAUGAGGAGGAAGAAGAGGAGGAAUUUGAAGAGGCAGAAGAGGAAGAAGAGGAGUAAGCAAUAGUAAUGAAGAACUUUGUUUGAUACAAAGACGUUUUAUGGAGAAAGGGUAGAUGAAGAAAUAAAAAGAGCCCUGGUUAGCACAGGAACACAAAAUAGCUGCUUUUGAAAACUGUGAUGAGUGUGUGCAAUCUUAAAAGCAGUUUUUUUUACAUAACAAAUUGCACCAUUUCCACUUUCCACUUGACUUUUAUACUUUUGUAUUUAUAUGAAUGUUCAUAUUUAAUUAUUUCUGUUAUCUUUAGUGUAGAUGACAAGGUUUACACCUGAAUAUUAGAUUUGAUAGGAUUGUUAAGUCAAAACUAGAUUUGCUAGCUGUAGAAUACAGCUGUUAAAAUUUAGUUUUAGUGUGUAUGUCAAAAUGUUUGAAUACUUGAAAUGAUGCAGUUGACUCAUGAACUACUGUAAAAGUUUAUUUUCAUUGGAUAAUUCAAUGGGAAUAAAGUGUUUACCAAAAAAACAUGUU